AUGCGUUCAAAGUGGUUCUCCCAGGAAGAAAUUGGUCCAGGAUCAAAGAUAAAGCUAAAUAACGAAUGGGUCGUCCAGGAGGCUAUCAGCGAGCACACCUUCCAACACGACCACGAUGACUACCUCGCUAGGGUUGGGCCAGCUUGGACAGCCAUACGCCUUCUUGUUGAGAAGAAAGGUUCGCGCACCAAGGCGUAUAUGCGCAUCUAUAAGCAGAUAAUGAACGGGGGCACGGAAGCCGAGUCGGCCAGGAUGCGAGCUCGGCAAGCUAAUACUUCGUGGUGUCCAGUUGAGCUAAAGGUGUACAGGUCACUUCCGAAGAAGCGACCUCUCAUUGUACCGCGUCUCUUAGAAGAACGAGUGGCCAAGCAAGACGAAAGUGGUUCCGUGCCAGGCGGCUUCCUGAUGUACAUUGUGUGGGAGAUAGUGCCGGGGAUCCAGCUCGGAGAUCCUUGUGGUUCCAAGGUCUUCUGGACACUGGAGCGAUCUGAGAGAGACGCCAUCCGCGAGAAGUUCAAGGAAGGCCGAAUGAAGCUGUAUGACUGGGGAUUCGACCCUGCUCCUGGGUGCGGUCAGAAUCUCGUAUGGCACGCCCAGACCUCAACCCUUUACUUCGUUGGGUGGUUUUUAGCGUACGAAGGCGUUGAGAAGAAACCAUGGGCUCCGAGAUCCUGGUAUUUCUGGGAUUUGACCCGUCCUGCCACGGAUAGCGACCAUUCGAUGACACCGGAUGAUACAUGGACUUGGUAG
This is a messenger RNA of Aspergillus luchuensis, 750 nucleotides long. RefSeq lists its product as uncharacterized. The record is from RefSeq and is a predicted model, not a curated record. NCBI's taxonomy places the organism in Eukaryota, Fungi, Ascomycota, Eurotiomycetes, Eurotiales, Aspergillaceae. The transcript has 2 exons. Bases 1 to 750 code for a protein of 249 amino acids.